CAGUCCGGUCGGGCCGAAGACAACACGUCUAUAACCCGUCCUUGUCGCUCGUUCAUGCUAGACAGAGAAAGCAACAGCAGGCAGGCCGGUGCUGAUCGUAUUCCGUCGAGGGUGUCGCCAUUUUCGUUUUGACGAAUAUUGACAGCACGGCAGACAGACAGUGGCGCGGUCGUCGACGCAGCGUCUACCGGAUUAUUUUUAUUUUGAUAGUGAAUCAUUUAACGACCAGACUACGUUCUCUGACUCGUUACGCGUCGGUUUGCAAUAAAAACUCUAUUUACUACAACAGUGACGAGUGAUAGACGUUUAGUUGACGAAUUUUGGUGCUAACCUCUUCAUUCUUUUUUUUCCUCCCGUCAGUGUUUUUGAGAACUGCAAGGCUGAUCGAUAUGUGCAAGAUUUACCACAGAUGACUCUGCGUUACUCAACCUCGUGUUGAUUUCUUCUGAUGAGGUAGCCAAGGUGGUGAUCUUGGCGGGAUGCAGGGCGGCGGUGCGCCCGCCGCGGACGCCGACCAGGCACAGUUUGAGGCGGACAAGAGGGCCGUUUAUAAACAUCCACUCUUCCCCCUACUGGCACUCCUCCUGGAGAGAUGUGAGCAAGCGACAGCAGGGGCCGAGCCCCCGGCGGCCGAGGCCUUCGGCGCAGACCUGCAGGCCUUCGUCCAGCACCAGAGACGGGACCGCAGGCCCUUCCUCGUGGACGACCCCGAGAUAGACGGACUUAUGAUUAAAAGCAUUCAGGUGCUAAGGAUCCACCUUCUCGAGCUGGAGAAGGUCCAGGAGUUGUGCCGAGACUUCUGCGGGAGGUACAUAGCGUGCCUCAAGACUAAGAUGCAGAGUGAGAACCUGCUGCGGACUGAUUAUUCUUCAGGUGGUGUAGAAAGCAACAACAACCUAUCGGGGUCCAUAGACGAACACUCGAGCACGUCCAACUCCCCACAAUAUCAGUCGCCCCCCGCCCCGCUGGUGCCGGCUCAGUUCCCGGCGGUGUACCCGCCGCACACAGACCUGCCUUACGCGCCGGCGCAGCGGGAUACACCGCCACUAUUAGUAAAGGGUUCGACGCCGAUCAGUCAGAUAGGUGCGGGGUUGCUCUCAACUGACUCUUUUACUGGUACGAACUCCAACAACUCAUGUUCCUCCGUAUCCGGCUCCCCCCCUCCCGAGGAGGAGUGCACGGACGAGGGGGGGAAGCGAGGGGUACUGCCGCGGCACGCCACGCAGGUCAUGAGGGCCUGGCUGUUCCAGCAUCUUGUUCACCCAUACCCGACAGAGGAGGAGAAGCGCACCCUGGCUGCGCAGACGCGGCUGACGCUGCUGCAGGUGAACAACUGGUUCAUCAACGCGCGCCGCCGCAUCCUGCAGCCCAUGCUCGACUGCGCUGAUAAACCAGGUGGCAAGAAAGGUAAGAAUGGUUCCUCAAUCAGCAAGAGGUACUGGCCUGAUGCACUCUCCAACCCACAGUUUACAGCCGGUCUCCUCUCAUCAUCAGAGGACGAGGAUCAGGAAGGCGACCCAUCAGGCGACGAGCAGGACUCGACGAGCGAGCAGCCCGAACACACUAGCUACCCCAUUCAACAGCCUAUGCAUUAAACCAGGUAGUGUUCAGUUUUAGGAACGAGUACAUUAAUGAGAAACUAUAAAUAAGGAUAAAUACUGCUAGGGAGUGGAAUUCUUUGCCGGAGUCUGUGUUUCCUGAUGGGUAUAACCUGGGUGUCUUGAAUAGAUUGCUUAUGGGCAGAUAUCGUAUAUCGUAUCGACCAUCGUAGGUCACAUCAUCACUUAUAACCAGGCGAGAUAGCGGCCAAUUGUCGACCUAUCAAAUAUAUAUCGACGGUUAAAAGCAAAUAGGGUAUAAGCCACAAAAAAUGAAAUGUUCAGGAGAGCCGUUUAAACUCGUCGGUCGUCGAAAGAAUACUAGGAAAAUGUUUUUUUCCAUUGCUAGCGUAUAAACG
This is a messenger RNA of Spodoptera frugiperda (fall armyworm), 1957 nucleotides long. Its product is annotated as homeobox protein PKNOX2. The record is from RefSeq and is a predicted model, not a curated record. The coding region runs from base 480 to 1595 and encodes 371 amino acids. Gene Ontology annotation, biological process: regulation of transcription by RNA polymerase II. Gene Ontology annotation, molecular function: RNA polymerase II cis-regulatory region sequence-specific DNA binding; DNA-binding transcription factor activity, RNA polymerase II-specific. The transcript has 12 exons. NCBI's taxonomy places the organism in Eukaryota, Metazoa, Arthropoda, Insecta, Lepidoptera, Noctuidae.